Molecule: messenger RNA, 6487 nt
Organism: Anolis carolinensis (green anole)
Lineage: Eukaryota; Metazoa; Chordata; Lepidosauria; Squamata; Anolidae
Product: oocyte zinc finger protein XlCOF6-like
Exons: 2
Coding region: 107-1780 (557 amino acids)
Biological process (GO): regulation of transcription by RNA polymerase II
Cellular component (GO): nucleoplasm
Molecular function (GO): DNA-binding transcription repressor activity, RNA polymerase II-specific; RNA polymerase II cis-regulatory region sequence-specific DNA binding
Source: RefSeq, a predicted model, not a curated record
GGAAAGGCGACGCAUGCGCAGAGCGUUUGUUCCGAGGCUCGGUUGGAUUUAGCGCCACACGUCACGCCCCGCCCCUUCCGGCGCUGUCGUCACUUCCGGAGAAAAGAUGCAGGCGUGCCUCGGAUCUCGUUCUGGCCAGGGAAAUGAGGAUUCUGUGGAGCCACCCCCUGAAUGGGAGAAACCAUAUACAUGCCUGGAGUGUGGAAAGAGCUUCACUCAGAGUGCAAGUCUACGUUCACAUCAAAGGAUCCACACUGGGGAGAAACCGUAUACAUGCCAGGAGUGUGGACGGAGCUUCGCUUGGAGUACAGCUCUACGUUCACAUCAAAGGACUCACACUGGGGGGAAACCCUAUACAUGCCUGGAGUGUGGAAAGAGCUUCACUCAGAGUUCAAGUCUACGUUCACAUCAAAGGAUUCACACUGGGGAGAAACUGUAUACGUGCCAGGAGUGUGGACAGAGCUUCGCUUGGAGUACAGCUCUACGUUCACAUCAAAGGACCCACACUGGGGAGAAACCCUAUACAUGCCUGGAGUGUGGACACGGCUUCACUCGUAGUGGAGAUCUCUAUAGACAUCAAAAGACUCACACUGGGGAGAAACCCUAUACAUGCCAGGAGUGUGGACAGAACUUCACUCAGAGUGCAGGUCUACGUUCACAUCAGUGGACCCACACUGGGGAGAAACCCUAUACAUGCCAGGAGUGUGGAAAGAGCUUCACUCAGAAUGCAAGUCUACGUUCACAUCAAAGGACACACACUGGGGAGAAACUGUAUACAUGCCUGGAAUGUGGACACGGCUUCACUCGUAGUGGAGAUCUGUAUAGACAUCAAAGGACCCACACUGGGGAGAAACCCUAUACAUGCCAGGAGUGUGGACAGAGCUUCACUCAGAGUGCAAGUCUAUGUUCACAUCAGUGGACCCACACUGAGGAGAAACCUUAUACAUGCUUGGAGUGUGGAAAGGGUUUCAUUCGUAAUUCUGGCCUACGUUUACAUCAAAGAAGUCACACUGGGGAGAAACCCUAUACAUGCCAGGAGUGUGGACAGAGCUUCACUCAGAGUACAGGUCUACGUUUACAUCAAAGGACUCACACUGGGGAGAAACCCUAUACAUGCCCGGAGUGUGGACAGAGCUUCACUCAGAUUACAGGUCUACGUUCACAUCAAAGGACCCACACUGGGGAGAAACCGUAUACAUGCCCAGAGUGUGGAAAGAGCUUUACCCAGAGUGGACAGCUACAUUUACAUCAAAGGACCCACACUGGGGAGAAACCUUAUAUAUGCAUAGAGUGUGGAAAGGGUUUCAGUCAUAGUUCUGGCCUACGUUCACAUCAAAGAAGUCACACUGGGGAGAAACCCUAUACAUGCCUGGAGUGUGGACAGAGCUUCUUUCGUAAUUCAAAUCUACGUUCACAUCAAAGGACUCACACUGGGGAGAAGCCCUAUACAUGCCUGGAGUGUGGAAAGAGCUUCUCUCAUAAAUCAAAUCUACGUUCACAUCAGAGGACUCACACUGGGGAGAAACCCUAUAUAUGCCUGGAGUGUGGACAGAGCUUCACUCAGAGUGCAGGUCUACAUUCACAUCAGAGGACUCACACUGGGGAGAAACCCUAUACAUGCCCAGAGUGUGGAAAGAGCUUCUCUCAUAAUUCAAGUCUACGUUCACAUGAAAGGAUUCACACUGGGGAGAAACCCUAUACGUGCCUGGAGUGUGGACUGAGCUUCACUCAUCGUUCACAUUUGCAUUCACAUCAACAGACUCACACUGGAACCCUAUAAACCAGGGAUCCCCAAACUAAGGCCCGGGGGCCGGAUGCGGCCCUCCAAGGUCACUUACCUGGCCCCUGUCCUAAACUUUAGACUUAGGGUUGACCUAAGUCUGCCUGGUCUUUGGAGAUCAUUUUGCUUACCUAUGGUCUUUUGAGAUUGUCUAGAUGGUCUUUGAAGGUCUCUUUGCUUAGCUACGGCCUUAGGAGACAAUCUAGAUGGCUUUUGGAGAUCACUUUCCUUACCUAUGGUUUUAUGAGAUUGUCUAGAGGGCCUUUGGGGGGCCCUUUCCUUCUCUAUGGUCUUAUGAAACCAUCUAGAUGGCCUUUGAGGGUCCCUUUCCUUAGCUAUGGUCUUCUGAUGGCCUUAUGAGAUCAUGUACAUGGCCUUUGAGGGUCCUUUUCCUUACCUAUGGUUUUAUGAGACCAUCUAGAUGGUCUUUGGAGGUCUCUUUGCUUACCUAUGGUCUUAUGAGAUUGUCUAGAUCAGGGGUCCCCAAACUAAGGCCCUCCAAGGUCAUUGACCUGGCCUCUGUCCUAAACUUUAGACUUAGGGUUGACCUAAGUCUGAAAUGACUUGAAGGCACACAACAACAACAAUCCUCAUUUUGGACUAUUUCAUCCUAGUCCGGCCCCCCAACAGUCUGAGGGACUGUGAAUCGGCCCUCCACUUACAAAGUUUGAGGACCCCUGCUAUAAACGCAAGGUGUGUGGGAAGAGCAUCUCUGAGAGUUCAAUCCUACAUAAAGAUGGAAUCAACGUUGGAGAGAACAGGGGUGUUUGACCCCAAAGAGACUCACCAAGACACAGCUUUCCUAACUUUUCAUGUUGGUGCCAGAUUGGACCCCGACUACUGUACAGACAAUAAAGAGUAUAAUUGAAAGCCUCAACAACAGUAAAGCUCCCUGAGAAGACUUUUUACCACCAGAGUUAUUUAAAUCCAACCCUGACUGCUGGGCCCCCCUAAUAGCAGGUCUAUUACUCACAUAAAUAGCAUUGCCAAUAUUCCUACUGGUGGGAAAUUAGCAAUAAUUAUCCCUAUUUACAAAAAAAAGGUGCAAAAAAAUCCAAAUAGCCUAAUAGCUAUAGUGGCCAAUAUCUAAGUACUUUUUUCUGAAUUAGAGCAUUGGGAAUAUGAAAAUAAAAUUCUAUCAGAAGAACAAGCUGGCUGCAGAUCAGGAAGAUCCACCAUGAAUAACUCAUGAAUAACCAUCUAAUAUAUAAACAUCUAAAAAGAAAGAGCAGAUUUUAUGUUGCUUUCAUUGACUUAAAGGCAGCCUUUGACAGCAUCAACUGAGAGCUCCUCUGGAAAAAAAUAACAGUACAUGAAUAGAUCGUGGAUUACUACUCCUGGUCAAAAGUUUCUACUCCAACAACCAUAUCCAGGUCAGAACGGGAAUCAGUGGUGCCUUGACAAAGAGAAUAGAUUCCUGCAAAGGUGUAAGACAAGGAGGUUUAUUGGCCCCUUUACUUUUCAACCUUUAUAUGAAUGACCUGCCAGACCACCUCAGCAGCUCCGAGGUCCACAUGCCAAAAAUUGGUAAGAGACACAUACAUACUCUUCUAUACACAGAUGACAUGGUUUUGAUGUCUAAUACCCCAAUAGGACUACCGUGUUUCCCUGAAAAUAAGACACCCCCAUAAAAUAAGACCUAGCAGAGAUUUUGGUGACUGGCCAAAUAUAAGACAUCCCCUGAAAGUAAGACCUACAGUAGAGUCUCACUUAUCCAACAUAAAUGGGCCGGCAGAAUGUUGGAUAAGUGAAUAUGUUGGAUAAUAAGGAGAGAUUAAGAAAAAAGCCUAUUAAACAUCAAAAUAGGUUGAUUUUACAAAUUAAGCGCCAAAACAUCAUGUUAUACAACAAAUUUGACAGAAAAAGUAGUUCAUUACACAUUAAUGCUAUGUAGUAAUUACUGUAUUUACGAAUUUAGCACCAAAAUAUCAUGAUAUAUUGAAAACAUUGACUACAAAAAUGUGUUGGAUAAUCCAGAAUGUUGGAUAAGUGAGUGUUGGAUAAGUGAGACUCUACUGUAGCUGGAGGAAGUGUUAGGAAUUGUGGGAGUAGAAGUCAAAAACACCUGGAGGGAGGGCCCAAGUUGGCCCAGGCCUGGUUUGGACUCAUCAACCAUUUCAAGGCAGAUGAUUGUGAUCCGGAAACCUGUUUUCUAUGACAGUUUAAACCAGUGAUUCCCAAAGUGGGUGCUACUGCCCCCUGGUGGGCGCUGCAGCAAUCCAGGGGGGCGGUGAUGGCCACAGGUGCAUUUGAAUGUUUUAACAUUUUUUGUAUUACUUUUCUAUUCUGAGUUCAAAAAAUAGUUCCAUAAUUUCAAACAUCAAUGUUUCUAAUUUACACCUUUCUUUACAAUAUUUUACCAAAAAAGGUGGAAACAUUAAUACGUAUGUCUUUCUGUUUAAUUGCUAUUAAAAAAUUUGAAAAUUAAUUUCCAGGGGGUGUUGAGUAAUAUUUUUUUCUGGAAAGGGGGCAGUAGGCCAAAUAAUAAUAAUAAUAACUUUAUUUUUAUACCCCGCCCCAUCUCCCCAAAGGGACUCGGGGCGGCUUACAUGGGGCCUAGCCCGAUAAGCCCUGUUUUAUACGAACUUUUGUUUUGUAGAUUGUUUUAUAUGAAUAGUUGUUUUUACAUUGUUUUUAGGCAUUGAAUUUUUGCCUAUUUACUGUAAGCCGCUUUGAGUCUCCUCGGAGAGAAAGGCGGGGUAAAAGUGAUGUAAAUAAAUAAAUAAAGCAAUCAAUAUCAAUAGCACGACUAUAAAACAAUUAUACCAGUAAAACAUCAAUAGCAAUAAAACAAUCCUUAAAAUCGGCAAAAAGCAUACCAAAAACAUACAAUAUUAAAACAGGAGACUAAUUCAUAAAAUCCAGAACAGAAUGUGCCGGUAGAAAUGGACAAUAAAGUGCAAAAUUGGCAUAAGUUUGGGAACCACUGGUCUAAACUGUCACAAAAUCCAGGUUUCUUAUUUAACACCAGUAAAGGUAGCAAACAUCAAUAAAAAUGCCACAAAAAGUUGUUGGAGAAGUUGCCAGGAGGUGGGAACAUAUAUACAUAUGUGGUGGCAAUGUAAAUAUGUAAAUGUAUUUUGGGGGAAGGUAUUUAGAGAAAUAGAAGCCAUAAUGGAGAAGAAGAUAGGAAAAAGUGCAAGUAUUGCAUUGUUGUCAUUAUAUAAUGUCAAGAAUUUGAAAAAACAGAAGGAUGCAAUAAAUAAUAUGUUAACUGCAGCAAGAUUGUUGAUAGCAAAGAACUGGAAAGGUAGAAUAAACAUAGAAAUAGAAGAAUGGUAUAAAGAACUAUAGAAAUUAGCAAUAAAUGAUCAGUUGAUAUGUAGGUUAAGAGUUAGGAAAAGGGUAUGGAAGGAAAAUGACUUUGACGAGGUUUGGGGAAAAUUCGUUGAGAAGGGUUUAAAAGAAGUAGAUGGGAAAUUACCUCCACAAGAAGAUAUUGUAUUUUGGAAAGAAUGUAAAUUGAAGUGGUUCGGGGGGGGGGGGGACAGAGGUGAACAAAACAGCAUACAAGAUAUGUAUACAAGAUAUAUAUAUGCAGUGAAUUAAUUGUGACAUAUAAGAGAAUGGAAGGUACUGAUGUAUUUGAUGUAUUUUAAGAAAACUAAUAAAAUAAUUUUUUUAAAAAGACAUGUAAAGCAACGUAGGUGUGAUAGUGCACAACCCCUUAUAAAAUUUUCAAUAUCUAUCUAUCCACACAAUAAAGGUGUCAGGAUGUGAAAGCCCAGCACUCAUAACAGCUGAAUUCUCCACAUCCCAUCAGAGCAAUGGGGGGUGGGAGAUAAUCUAAAUCAGGGGUCCCCAAACUAAGGCCCGGGGGCUGAAUGCGGCCCUCCAAGGUCAUUUACCUGGCCACUGCCCUCAGUUUUAUAAUAUAAUAUUUUUAUAUCAGUUUUAAUAAUAUCAUAUUGUAUAUACAUAUAAUAUUGAUAGAAAUAUUAUAAUGUAAUACAAUGUAAUACUAAUAAUAAUACCAUAUAAUAAUAUUAAUUAUAUACUAUAUAUUACAUGUAAUAUUACUAAUAAUAUUACAAUAUAGUAGUAUAAUUUAAUAUAGUAAUAUAUAAUGCUAAUAUUGUUCUAUGUUAAUAAUAUAAUAUAUUGUAUAUACUGUAGAUAUAAAUUGUAAACUGCUCUGAGUCCCCUUCGGGGUGAGAAGGACAGGAUAUAAAUUUAGUAAAUAAUAAAUAAAUAAAUAAAUUUUUGACAGGCUCACCCAAAAUCUGAAAUGACUUGAAGGCACACAACAAUAAUCCUAAUUAAUUUGACUAUCUUGUUGGCCAAAAGCAGGUCCACACUUCCCAUUGAAAUCCUGAUCGGUUUGAGUUGGUUAAAAUUGUUUUUAUUUUUAAAUAUUGUAUUUUUCUUUGUUUGUUGUUGUUUUUGCACUACAAAUAAGACAUAUGCAGUGUGCAUAGGAAUUUGUUCAUUUUUUUUCUUGAAAUGAUCAUUCGGCCCCUCAACAGUCUGAAGGAUUGUGGACUGGCCCUAUGCUUUAAAAGUUUGAGGACCCCUGAUCUAAAUGAUAAGGGUUUUAUGGCCUGCUCUGGUUUUUCAAGCCUGGGAAAGGACUACAUAACAGAUACCUGUGAAUAUGGAAAGAGGGGAGGAAGGAGGUGGAUAUUCUUGGGGUUUGGCAGGAAUACGUUAGUUCUAGCUUUGUUUUCAACUUGAAAAGAAGGACUUCAAUAAAGCGUUUCCACGGAA